AUGUGUUCGGGCAUUGCCGUCGUACGUAUCAGAGACUCUCAAGUCCGAGGGUUUGAGGCUCCGGGGGCGGCUGUUGCGUUCCGUUACGAAUCCACAGGGUCAGAUUCAGGAUCGGAUAAGGGGGUACAAGUCAAUGUCAACAACCAAGCUGUCAAAGCCUCCUCACAGGAUUCUCAAGCCCAAAUUAACAAUGCUUGGCUAUGCGCAAUGCGCCACAAAAUGGAGGUUGCUACACUAGGUUCACGAGGACGUGAAGCUGGAGAAAGAUAUGUCCGAGAUGUGAUGCCCCCAUACGGCGUCUGGGCGUAUCAGUCCGAUCCCGGGAACAUCCCUUCUCGCAGACCCAGGUCCGCAGUCCUGGGUCGGAUCGGGCGCGCCUUGUCAAAUCUCAAAAAAAAAGGGCCUCAAUUUGGGAACCUCUUGCGACGUUUUGGGUGGUGA
This is a messenger RNA of Neurospora tetrasperma FGSC 2508, 441 nucleotides long. RefSeq lists its product as uncharacterized. The transcript has 2 exons. Lineage: Eukaryota; Fungi; Ascomycota; Sordariomycetes; Sordariales; Sordariaceae. The record is from RefSeq and is a predicted model, not a curated record. Bases 1 to 441 code for a protein of 146 amino acids.